AUGCAUAACUCGGGGUUGUGUAUAUACUUGCAUAUGUAAGUUCUUAUUUUUCAUCUGACGGGGGUAACACAAUAUUUAAACCAUGUUUCCAUGGCCUUUUCGUGUCUGUCUCAUGUUUCUUUUCAGUCUUUUGACGACAUAAUUAGCUCUGGUCAAAGUUUUCUAUACUUAUAUUGCUCUCUCCUCGCGUUGUUUUCCGCAUAUUUAUUCCUAGGUUGACCAUGUUCCUUUCCAGCAUGUCAAGUUAUCGGCCAAGUUUACAAAAUGAUCGUCGACCUUCGCAUCGGAAUGGGUAAUUUUUACUGUUUUUGCUUCCAACGUUCAGAUUUCGAGUUGUUGAAGAUGCAGAUAGAAGCAAGUUUGCUCGAAUUCGAAAUGUUUCCCCUCUACGACGAGAACCAAAACCCUACCGGGGACAUCCGCCGAAGUUCAUAAGAAAUGGAGGAUAUUCGGAGAAGGGGCACGUUAGAAGGUCUCCUGUGAGGAAUGGAGGCCCAAGAAUACCAUCAAUAUCGCCAGUGAGGGAUGUGGGAAGACGAAUAGAAAAAGGUGAUCCCAUUAGAAGAAGAUCAAGAUCUCCCCUUCGAAGAAAUAAGAAUCAACGAAGUCCAAACAGAAGAUCUCCACCCAGAAGAAGUCCAAGACGAUCUCCAGUUAGAAAAUCUGAUGUAAAGGUUUAUAGGGGCCGAGAAGAUUUUUAUAAGAAAACCUCGAGGCCCUGCCGUUCUUCCAGAGAUGUCUCCCCCAUUCGUGGGGAUCUGUUGCCAACAUCUGUGAAGUUCAUGGAAUCCAGAUUGAAGGCAGGAAUGCACGUUAAUCUAAGUGAACCCGCUUCCAGAGGGCGAAGAAUAGCAGAACGAAGUGAUUUAAGGGCGUCGUACCGAGCUCCAAACAGAAACCAAAUCACUGACCGAAGAAAUAUCAGGGGAGAAAGAACACCACCCAAGUACAGCAUCAAAGAUAUAUCAUACAGACCGGCAAGCAGCAGGCCCAGAGGGCGACAAGUCAAGGUCAGAAGGAAACCCGAUUAUGAGGUCUCUCCUGUCAGAGAAACGAAUGAUGUUGAUAUAAGUGCUCUGAAAGAAGUGGACUCAGGUAUUUUGAUGAGUGAAGGUAAAUCGUCUGUUUGUAGUCGGGGAGAAUAACGAUGAUGAAGAAGAACAGAAUGAACUCCAAGAGGAGAGCCCCAUACGACGGGGUAGUUCCGAAAGAAGGUCUCGAAGUCGAACCGCAGAUUCGUCCCAUCAUUCUAGUCAUGCCGAAGAAGAAUUUAUUUGUUUUGAAGAAGGAGUUGAUCCAGAGGAUAUGGAAAAGGCCGCCAGAGUCGAAGAAGGAAUCAGUCGUAGUCCUGAGGACACGUUGGAGUUGAAAGAAGUCGAUUCAGAGGUGGGUGUGGUAUUCUAUGCAUUUAAUAACAAUCAUAUUACUUUAGGUUGUGGAAUGA
Messenger RNA from Bursaphelenchus xylophilus (pine wood nematode), 1444 nucleotides. The record is from the annotation of a GenBank genome assembly. NCBI's taxonomy places the organism in Eukaryota, Metazoa, Nematoda, Chromadorea, Rhabditida, Aphelenchoididae.